AUGAACGAUGGUAGGAUAAGGUCUUGUCCUCGGGGGUGUCAGCGCGGGGGAGGGGGUGCGAGGGGUAAGAGGGCUACUAGGUUGAGAGUGGGGUCUUGGAACAUAGGAACUUUGACUGAAAAAUCUGUAGAGUUAGCGAAGAUUCUCGAAAAAAGAAAGAUUAAUAUAGCUUAUGUAAAAGAGACUAGGUGGGUAGGAGAUAAGGCGCGGGAUGUGAGUAGUUUCAAACUUUGGUAUUCUGGGAGGGUGGGAGGCAGGAAUGAGGUAGGUAUCUUGGUUGAUAAGAACCUCCGUGAACUAGUGGUGGAGGUUAAAAGGGUGAAUGGCAGGUUGAUGGCUAUUAAGCUAGUUGUUGGAGGCUUGAAUGAGGAAGUCAAGGGGCAUUUCUGGGAGAAUUUGGAUGAGAUGAUAUGUGGUAUCCCGCAUAGCGAGAAGCUUUUCAUAGGAGGAGAUUUCAACGGCCACAUUGGAGCGACGUCUGGGGGACAUGGUGAUGUGCAUGGUGGCUUUGGUUUUGGAGAUAGAAACGGAGGAGGAACGUCUUUGCUGGACUUUGCUAGAGCAUUUGAUUUGGUGAUAGCAAACUCGAGUUUUCCGAAGAAGAGGGAGCACUUGGUCACCUUCCGGAGUUUGGUGGGCGAGACUCAGAUUGAUUAUUUACUCUGCAGGAAGUUCGAUAGAGGUCUUUACAUGGAUUACAAGGUCAUCCCGAAAGCUAAAGUGCAAGAGUUGGGGGUCAAGCUGGUGACUAUGGGGGCUUGGAGGACUAGUGGGGACGUAAGCGUUAUGUGGAUCACGACUGCUCAGUGCAUUAGAAAAGCCGCGAGAGAGGUAUUAGGAGUCUCAAAAGGUUACUCUGGUAGUCACAAAGGAGACUGGUGGUGGAAUGAAGAGGUGCAAGAAAAAGUAAAAACCAAGAAAGCAGCAUAUCUGAAGCUAGUAGAAAGUGUAGACGAUGAGGAGAAGAGGGCGAAUAGGGAGCAUUAUAAGUUGGCUAAGAAAGAGGCAAAGCUAGUAGUUACGGCGGCCAAGACU
Nicotiana tabacum (common tobacco) is the source of this 1035-nucleotide messenger RNA. The record is from RefSeq and is a predicted model, not a curated record. Lineage: Eukaryota; Viridiplantae; Streptophyta; Magnoliopsida; Solanales; Solanaceae.